Messenger RNA from Exophiala bonariae, 1173 nucleotides. RefSeq lists its product as uncharacterized. Lineage: Eukaryota; Fungi; Ascomycota; Eurotiomycetes; Chaetothyriales; Herpotrichiellaceae. Gene Ontology annotation, biological process: response to nutrient; branched-chain amino acid catabolic process. The transcript has 3 exons. The record is from RefSeq and is a predicted model, not a curated record. The coding region runs from base 1 to 1173 and encodes 390 amino acids. Gene Ontology annotation, molecular function: catalytic activity.
AUGAAGGCCUGCUGUCGACUCCCAUACCGGCGGGAUAUCUUAUGGUCUGCCAUCAAGUCACGAAACUAUGCAACUCAAGCACCACCACAGCGUCGACUCAAUGUCCCAACCGACUUCAAGAAUACACCUCUCCUGCAUCAUACGUCAAAGACAUUCUCAAAUACCCCUGGCUUGCCGGCCGGAGCAGAUUCGACGAGACUGAAUUUAUACCAGUCUGUCAAUUCGGCACUACGGACAGCGUUAGGCGCUUCCAAUGAUGUUUUAUGCUUUGGUGAAGACGUCGCGUUUGGUGGUGUGUUUCGCUGCACCAUGAACUUGCAGUCCGAGUUUGGAGGCGACAGAGUCUUCAACACACCCAUCACGGAACAGGGAAUCGUAGGAGCAGCGAUCGGGAUGGCAGCUGAGGGCGCUCGACCGGUCGUGGAGAUUCAGUUCGCAGACUAUGUAUAUCCCGCAUUCGACCAGAUCGUCAACGAGGCCAGCAAAUUUCGGUAUCGCGAGGGCCAUACCGGGGCAAACCUAGGCGGCCUGGUUAUCAGGAUGCCGUGUGGAGGAGUCGGCCAUGGGGCACUAUACCACACACAAUCCCCUGAAUCAUUAUUCUGCCAUGUCCCAGGCUUCAAAGUCGUCAUGCCACGCUCUCCAACGCAAGCCAAAGGCCUGCUUCUCUCCGCAAUUCUCGACUCCGAAGACCCGGUAAUUUUCAUGGAGCCCAAAAUCCUUUACCGCGCGGCCGUCGAAGAAGUCCCCACGGAGGACUAUCGACUUCCACUGGGAAAAGCCGAGGUCCUGAAACCCGGCUCCGAUCUAACCAUCAUCUCUUAUGGCCGACCGCUCUAUAACUGCUCUGCAGCAAUUCAAGCGGUGGAGCAAGAGCGAGGAGUGAGUAUCGAGCUUAUCGAUUUGAGGACCAUUUAUCCGUGGGACCGCGAGACGAUUAUUGAGAGCGUGAGCAAGACAGGCAGGGCGAUUGUCGUGCAUGAAAGUAUGGUCAACUACGGUGUUGGGUCGGAGGUAUCGUCCGUGAUCCAGGAGUCCGCGUUCCUGAGUCUGAAGUCUCCUGUGAAGAGAUUGGGUGGUUGGACCACGCAUACUGGUUUGGCGUGGGAGAAAUAUAUCUUUCCGGAUGUGACAAGAAUAUAUGAUGCUAUUUUGGAAACCCUAGAUUAUUGA